Varanus komodoensis (Komodo dragon) is the source of this 5131-nucleotide messenger RNA. It is a transcript of the gene CAPN3, whose product is annotated as calpain 3. Gene Ontology annotation, molecular function: calcium-dependent cysteine-type endopeptidase activity; calcium ion binding. Gene Ontology annotation, cellular component: cytoplasm. The transcript has 23 exons. NCBI's taxonomy places the organism in Eukaryota, Metazoa, Chordata, Lepidosauria, Squamata, Varanidae. Bases 2304 to 4712 code for a protein of 802 amino acids. The record is from RefSeq and is a predicted model, not a curated record. Gene Ontology annotation, biological process: proteolysis; negative regulation of apoptotic process.
GGACUCCGGGGGAUGGUGGAGGACAGGAAGGCCUGGAGGAAUGUUGUCCAUGGGGUUGCGAUGGGUCGGACAUGACUUCACAACUAACAACAACAAUGCACUUUCAGACUCUCCUGAAUUUGCUUUGAGAAUCUUGGAGCAAGUUGAGUCAGGUAUUUUUUUGUGGGGGAAGCACUGAGACUAAUACAGUAUUAUUGUCAUGUUACAUUUACAUCUCACCCUUUUUUCUUCUGAAAGGAAUCCAAGGCGGCUUACGUAGUCCGCCAUUUUAUGCUCACAACAACUUUGUGAGGUAGGCUAGGGUGAAGGUCUGUGACUGGCCUAGAGUAACUCAGUGAGCUUCAUGAACAAGUAGGGACUAGAAGCUGAAUCUCUUGUGCUCCAAUCCAACUAACCCAGGAUGUAAUUAUUUAAAAUUAUUAUUUAGGAAAUAAAAUAUACUGAUACUACAAUAGUAGUACAUAUUAAAAUUAUGGUUUUAACAUGAACUGAUGCUACAAAAAAUAUCCCCGAUAUUUUUAUGAGACUGUCCUCAAAAUCAUGACAAUAUUUCUUUUCAUUUUUAGACCCUAUAGAUAAACUGAUACUUUGGAAACGAGGAAGACAGCAUCCAACCUGCUUUAACCAUUAAUGGUUUUUAGAUGGUGUUCUAGAGUAGAUUCAUCACUUCCGAGCAUGAAGGUGGAAACAUUAAAUUCAUUCCAGUAGCUUGAUAUUUGCUCUACUGCAAGGGAGAAUGCCGUUAAAACAACAGUAGCUCAGGGAGCACUUCCUGAGUGGUAGAAGCACCUGGGGAAAUGCCUCUGAAGACCAUCCCAGUGGAUUGGAGUGGGAAAAGAUGAGUUAAGAGUUGUUUCAGUUCUAAGCUUCGGGUUUACAGCUUCAAGGUCAAGUCCAGCACUUUGGCCUGAGCCUGGAAGCUUACUUGGCAGUUGUAGCCUUUUUUCAAUGCAGUCAAGCCUAAACGCGCCAACAUGAAGUCUCCAGGAAGACAGAGAACACCCCAAAAUGCUGCUACACUGGAAUCCAAAGUGCAGCUCUCUUUCUAACCGCAGUUUGUUUGUUGGUUCUCCUCACACAGCGUACAGUUGUGGCAGGAAGUUGCAAUGGCCAUCAAAGCGGAGAACUUUAAAGGGGGAUUGGACAGGUUAGUGGAGGAAGAGGCUACAGUGGCUGCAAGCCUUGCUGGCUUCAGGGUACCUGCAUUGCCAGAGGAGGUACGCCUAAGUACACCGGUUGCUGAGGAGUUCAGGCAGGCAGAGGUCUUGUACCCAUCCCGUAUGAGGGAUCCUUUGGGCAGCUGGUUCGCCAUUCCCCAAGUGAAUGGAGUGCUGGACUGGAAGGAUCCAGCAUGGCUUAUUUAUGUUCUUACGCAGCAACCUGAAUUAAAACUUCCUUGUCUGGGAGUGAGGGAGAGCGGCUUGCCCACUUCCUUUUCUUACUCAAAACUUCCCCCAAAAGGAUCCUGUGUCAUGAAGCAAUUGUUGCAAGUUCCUUUAUGUUAAUCCAGAUGUGGUUAGCAGAUCUGAACAAUUUUGGCUUUCGCCCUACCCGAUCCUCAUAAGAGCCCCUUCCACACUGCUGCAGACCACUGCCAUCACGUGGGUAAGGCUGCUGGUAUGAGCCCCUUUUGCUCCACCAGCACUCUACCUUCUGCUCCAUGAGAAUGUGAAAGGAAGCUCUCUCUAAAUAUGCUUGAGAAACAUGGAAUUUAAUACAUUAAUACAAACCUCCAGGACUUUUUGCACUGCUGCUUCUAUAUAGUUGUCCUUUUAAUUCCAGUCGUCAUUUCAAAAAUUAGCUUACGGUCCUUAUAGAAGCGAUUCAAGAACUUUACAUGAGGGUGGGGAAAAUGUUGAUUCAAGCUGUUUGACCACUUCAGGCUGUCUAGUCCUUCUGAAAGAACAAACUCAGAGCAGGAAUCUCUUCAUCCCCUCUUCCAUAUCAGCACCCUCCCCCUAAGAGUUUAUUUUUAGUUUUCUGAGCUGCAACCUUUACAAAGCAUGCCAUCAGCACAAUCACACACAAAUCUGGAGGUGAACAUUGCUCAACGAUUUCUCUUGCUUCCUGCUGCAAUGAUGAUUUUGACAUCGAAUGGCAGAAUUACUAUGACAAGAGCCAUGAGAUGACAUGUACACAACUUGCUGACUUGGGUCUGUAUAAUUUUGCUUCAGCUUUUACAGACAGAAGGAGGGGAAAGAUUACAGAUCAGCUUAUUUUUCUGUUGCUUCCUUCCAAAUUGCAAGAUCACCCUUACUUUGUUGUUGCCAUUUAAUUGCUAAAUUUGCUUAAAUCUGGUCUCCAUGCCGUCGGCCGUGAGUGCUACUAUAGUUCAAGAGACCAGGGCUGGAUCGGUCACCCAUCAGCAUGGUACUGCAGUCACUGAAACAUGUGGAGGAACAGGAGGGAUCUACUCUGCUAUCCUAAGCCGCAAUCAGCCCAUCAUUGGAGUAAAAGAAAAGACCUUUCACGAGCUGCAUAGGAAAUGCCUCGAAAAGAAGAUCCUUUAUGAAGAUCCAGAUUUCCCAGCCAAUGACAGCUCCCUCUUCUUCAGCCAAAAGCUCCCUGUCAAAUUUGAGUGGAAGAGGCCACUAGAAAUUUGUGAAAAUCCACGCUUUAUCAUAGGUGGCGCCAACCGGAGUGACAUUUGCCAAGGAGAACUAGGUGAUUGCUGGUUCCUGGCUGCCAUUGCUUGUCUAACCCUGAAUGAAAAGUUGUUGUUUCGGGUCAUACCGCGUGACCAGACCUUCAUAAAAGACUAUGCUGGGAUCUUUCACUUCCAGUUUUGGCGUUAUGGAAACUGGGUGGAAGUUAUCAUUGAUGACCGUUUACCAACAUAUGGCAAGCAUCUGGUCUUUACCAAAUCCUCCCAGCACAAUGAAUUCUGGAGUGCUUUACUGGAAAAAGCCUAUGCAAAGCUUCAUGGGUCUUAUGAGGCGCUAAAAGGAGGCAACACCACUGAGGCCAUGGAGGACUUCACAGGAGGAGUGACAGAAUUCUAUGAGAUAAAAGAUGCUCCUAAAGACACCUAUAAAAUCAUGAAGCAUGCCAUUGAGAGAGGGUCACUCAUGGCUUGCUCCAUUGAGGACCAUACAGGCUUUGUUUACGGAAGUGUUCGUCCAAGUAACAUUUCAUUUUUAAUUGAUGAAAUGAUGAAGAAUGAAUAUUAUGCUUUAUCAGAUUACUCAGGCCAAGGGACAGAAGAAAAGACAUCUCGGACCAUAGUUCCAAUGCUGUUUGAGAGGCGCAUGGCUAAUGGGCUGGUCACAGGGCAUGCCUAUUCAGUUACAGCAGUGGAAGAGAUAACAUUUAAAGGAGACAAGAUAAAACUGGUACGGCUAAGAAAUCCUUGGGGGCAAGUAGAAUGGAACGGACCUUGGAGUGACAGCUCAGAAGAAUGGAAUAGUAUUGACAAUGAAGUGAAGGUCCGUCUGCAGUAUAAAAUUGCAGAGGACGGGGAAUUCUGGAUAUCAUUCCAAGAUUUCUUAAGAUUCUUCACAAAACUUGAGAUUUGUAAUCUCACACCUGACACCCUAGAAGCUGAUAAGCUUCAUACAUGGACCGUCUCAGUCACCGAAGGACGGUGGGUGCGUGGCUGCACAGCUGGAGGCUGCCGUAACUUUCCAGACACAUUUUGGACCAAUCCUCAAUAUCGCUUGAAGCUCCUAGAAGAAGAUGAUGAUCCAGAAGAUGAAGAAGUUGUGUGCAGUUUCCUAGUUGCACUUAUGCAGAAAAAUAGGAGGAAAGAACGCAGCCUAGGAGCCAAUCUUCUCACAAUUGGCUUCGCCAUCUAUGAGGUGCCAAAAGAGAUGCAGAAUGACAAGAAGCAUUUGCAGAAGGACUUUUUCCUUUACAAUGCCUCCAAAGUGAAGUGUAAGUCAUACAUAAACUUGAGAGAAGUUGCCGAACGUUUCAGGUUGCCUCCAAAUGAGUAUGUCAUCAUCCCAUCUACAUAUGAACCUCACCAAGAGGGAGAGUUUCUGCUAAGAGUUUUCUCAGAAAAGAUAAGUCUUUCAGAGGAAGUUGAAGACAAGAUUGAAGUAGGAAACCUUUCUCCAAUCAUCUUUGUCUCAGACAGAGCAAGCAAGAAAAAGAACGGUGAGGGGCAUAAAAAGGGGAAGGAAAAUACAAGCUCGGAUAAGAAAGAGAAAAGUGAUAAGCCUGCACAAAGAGAUUUUCAUAAGGAAGAUGAUGAAGAGGAACAGUUCAGAAAUAUUUUCCGGCAGAUUGCUGGAGAUGACAUGGAGAUCAGUGCUGAUGAACUCAGGAAUGUCCUCAACAAUGUUCUGAAAAAACACAAAGACCUGCGAACAGAAGGAUUUGCACUGGAGUCCUGUCGCAGCAUGAUUGCCUUAAUGGAUACUGAUGGCUCUGGGAGAAUAAACCUGGAUGAGUUUCGACACCUUUGGAAUAAGAUUAAAAGUUGGCAGAAAAUUUUCAAACAUUAUGACGCUGAUCAUUCAGGAACCAUUAACAGCUAUGAGAUGCGUAAUGCUGUUCAGGAUGCAGGGUUUCGCCUGAACAACCAGUUGUACGACAUCAUUACAAUGCGCUAUGCUGACAGGAAUAUGAACAUUGAGUUUGACAGCUUUAUCUGCUGCUUUGUGCGGUUAGAGGGAAUGUUCCGUGCAUUUAAUGCCUUCGAUAAAGAUGGAGAUGGUAUUAUCAAGCUGAAUGUCUUUGAGUGGUUGCAACUGACCAUGUAUGCCUGAUCACCAGCUGUGUUUCUAGCCUCAGUCUCAAAAUGGUAUCCAGCUUUUCCUUCAAUGGUGAGAAGCCAGCCAGCAUUCACUUGCAAUAUAAGGGCCUUCUGCUGCAUCCCUUCACUUUAACAGCAGCAUCGGAAGAGGAAUACAGACAAAAGCAACACAUAUCUCCCUUUACCAGAUGACAGGACAGUUCUUAAUCCAAAUCUGUCUUUCCACUUAUUGAUAACUGAUAUUAUACUAAUGUGUUUUCCACAUGGCCAACAUUAUCUCCCAUUGGUGCCAGGUUGGCAAUUCCUUACAACAGCCACUGUACCUCUUUUUCUUAGUUUCAAAACAAUUGUUAAAAAACAAUUUGAAAUGUGACAUGAUAAUGAGCCAGAAAUGUUGAAGAAAUCAUCACAAUUAAACAUGUUCAAAAGUGA